Messenger RNA from Menidia menidia (Atlantic silverside), 258 nucleotides. The record is from the annotation of a GenBank genome assembly. Lineage: Eukaryota; Metazoa; Chordata; Actinopteri; Atheriniformes; Atherinopsidae.
AUGGCUGAAACCGUUUUACAAGUUGGUGCUGGCGUUUUCGUCAUUGCUGUUAUUUGGAUCGCGACUCUUGUUUUCAUGACGAUGCUGCUGCGAGCAUCCGGAUCUGCAAAGCGGGGAGUCGUUCCUGUCUUCCUCCUGGCUCUCAGCAUCACCUUGGCUUUGGUGUUUUUCCCCCGCAGCCCGGAGAUCCCCCCCACUUUCAAAGAGAUUGAGGUGAUUUCACAAACACGCCGGAGCGAAUUCUCCAUUCCACAUAAU